UUAGCGCAUAUCAAUUUGUUAGACCGUUUGUUUAGGGCGGGGGAUCUUCUCUUGUUGAACAUGUUUAAUGUCGACGAUUUAGCAUAUAUUAAUGCUUACCGUAAAUCUGUUACAUCAAAUAAUGGCCCUGAAUCACGGGAGCCGAUUGUGUAUGGUAAAGAGGUUAAAGAAGUUCCACCCUUCCAACUAAUUACGCUAUCUGCUGAGCAAAAAGCUGCAGUUGAUCGUGCUAAAAAGUAUGCUCUUGAGCAGAGUAUUCAAAAUGCAGUUCGCAAACAGAUGACACAAUUGCAAACUCAGGAUAUGAAUAACAUUAAACAAACUCAAGCUCUCGUUCUCCUUAGUCGUAUCUACGUCGGAUCUAUUAGUUUCGAGAUCGGUGAAGAGGAAAUUCGGAAAGCAUUUUCUCCGUAUGGUCCUAUAAAGUCCAUUUCCCUUAGUUGGGAUGCUGCCCUGCAAAAGCACAAGGGUUUUGCCUUCGUUGAGUUCGAAAUUCCUGAAGCUGCCUCCUUAGUUCUUGAGCAAAUGAAUGGAUUUAUGAUCGCCGGACGGGGAAUUAAAGUUGGUAGACCGAGCAAUGCUCCCCAAACUUCCUCUCUUGAAGCUGAAUUGCGUCAAGAACCCUCGAAUAAAUGUCGAAUUUACAUAGCCGGCGUUCAUCCAAAGUUAUCCGAAGGAGAUAUUCAAACUGUUUUUGAGGCAUUUGGAACCGUUAGAUCUUGCUAUCUUGAACCAGAUGUCAAGUUUGGUCAACCGGAAAUUAAUCACAAAGGCUACGGGUGGAUUGAAUUUGAGACAGAAGAAGCUGCUCUUGCAGCUGUAACUAAUAUGAAUGGGUUUGAAAUCGCUCAAACGGUAUUGAGAGUGGGGAGGGCGAUAACUCCAAAAAGUGCGGUUUCUGGUGGGUCGACAGUACCCUCCGCGAGUGCCACGGCAGCUGUUCAAGCGGCUGCCGCUAGCAUUUCGGCUAGAGUCUCAGCAUUGGAACAUGAAAAUGCCUCACAAUCUUCAAAUGAUGCAUCACUGUCAUCCGUCACGUCGUUUCCAGCAUCAUCUGCGGCUCCAGCCACUUCAUCAGGAUUCUCAACUGGUUUUGGUCCUGGUGCCUCAGUGCCCCCUCCAGGAAUUUUUAUCCCACCUGGAUCUGUUGGUAUUCCGUCACAGUCUGCACCUGCUGGUGUACCUGCUCCUGCGGGCAGUUCAGCGACCGCUGGAGCCCGAUGGGAUGAUGAGGAUAUUGCCAUGACGACACAGCAGCCCGAGCAGAACGAGAUGCCUAUUGAAGAUGCCUACUCUCCUUCUGCUGUUUCGCCUGUUCACCUCGAAUAUGAACUCUCUAGUACGUUUUAUCCCAAUCACAUCUUGCUAUAUUAUACUAAUUAUAACUGCUUUGGUCGACAGACAGAAUUUGCGGCGACAUUUUUCCAGACAAUCACUAUGUGCCUUUAUCCUCUUAAAUGGAUUCGCUUUGUCUUCCAUUUUAGAGUGUUGCUUUUGGAGAACAUGGUAACCCCUGAAGAAGUGGAUCCUGAUUUAGAGGAAGAAGUAGCUGAAGAGUGCAACAAAUUCGGUCAAAUUCUUCGCGUUCUCGUCUACGUUAAAAUGCCCUCGGAUGAAAGUGAAAACGGGACGUCGAGUACUGCCGCCGUCCGAAUUUUUGUCCACUUUGAUAGUCAUGCCGCAGCUGUGAAUGCUGUCCAUGCACUCAAUGGCCGAUUCUUUGCUGGUCGGACGAUUGCGGCCCAACUCUAUCCUGAUGAGGAUUUUCAAAUGAGAAAUCUGGAUUUAUAG
Rodentolepis nana is the source of this 1791-nucleotide messenger RNA. Lineage: Eukaryota; Metazoa; Platyhelminthes; Cestoda; Cyclophyllidea; Hymenolepididae. The record is from the annotation of a GenBank genome assembly.